UUCUUUUCCUUUCUAUGCUUCUUGCCUUUGGAGUAUAAUUUAAAAUGAACUCUAAUAAGAUACUUUCGACCAACUUGCUCAAUCCACCGGAACAGUUUGGUAUGGUAGAACCAGGUGUGUUUCGUUCCGAGAUGUUACAACCUGUUCAUUUUCCUUUUAUUAAACAGUUUGGAUUUAAGACUGUGCUCAUGUUAUCACCUGAACUACCUAAUCGUGUUACGUCCAAUCUAAUAGAGGAAGGAGGAAUUCAACUUGUGCAUUUGGGUAUGGCCACUUGGAAGCCAACACAGCCAUCAACUUGGCGACCGGUAUCAGAGGAACUCAUCAAAGAAGGGUUAGAAUUAAUUUUGAAUGCUAACACAUAUCCGAUAUUGAUUAUGUGUACCUCUGGAAUUCAUGAAACAGGAACCUUGGUAGGCUGCUUAAGGAAAUUAGAAGGGUGGAACUUCAGUUCCAUUGUCACAGAGUAUCGAUCAUUUGCUGGAACAAAGGCAAGAUAUGUCAACGAACAAUUUAUUGAAUUAUUUGAUUUGGACUUGGUCACUCUACCAAAGGAUUUACCAAAAUGGUUUUUACAUCAACAAAAAAUGCUUGAGGAUGAAAAAAACGCAAUCACAUAAUUGUAAUCGUAAUGAUAAUUUAUAGAAUUUGUAAUAUACCCGGAUAUUGAUAUAAAAAAAGAAGUGUCCAUGCAUAGAUGACAUUACUCAUAGUUGAUCCUUCAUUAUCACAUCCACUUGCCAUAAAGUCUUCGAUGAUCCAAAUUUGCUUUCAAAAAAUAAAAGGUGCAAAAGUUCGAAGUUGAAAGAUUGCUUUUUGAGCGCGCAAACCUCCAUUCUUGUAAAAUGAAUUUGUAAGUUACUGAUGCCAGUUAUAUCAAGCAUCAGCUUCCUGACAUGAAAGGCAAAAUCAAAAUUCCUUUGGCAGGCAGCUCAGUCCAUGUUGACAAGAAAUUUCUUGAAAAGGAAAUGUCUG
Molecule: messenger RNA, 975 nt
Organism: Halteromyces radiatus
Lineage: Eukaryota; Fungi; Mucoromycota; Mucoromycetes; Mucorales; Cunninghamellaceae
Product: protein-tyrosine phosphatase
Exons: 4
Coding region: 45-620 (191 amino acids)
Molecular function (GO): phosphatase activity
Source: RefSeq, a predicted model, not a curated record